Liolophura sinensis is the source of this 1223-nucleotide messenger RNA. Its product is annotated as nmrA-like family domain-containing protein 1. The record is from RefSeq and is a predicted model, not a curated record. Gene Ontology annotation, cellular component: nucleus. The coding region runs from base 160 to 1056 and encodes 298 amino acids. Lineage: Eukaryota; Metazoa; Mollusca; Polyplacophora; Chitonida; Chitonidae. The transcript has 6 exons.
CGUGGAUGUAGGCUGACGAGUACUGUUGGUAAAAACUGGAGCAUAUCCGACAUUUGCUUUACAUAUAAAGCAGGACACGUAAGCACUGCAGGCUUUGCAUAGACAGGUAACCGGCUUACACAGUGUUUGAUUUACAGAAGUAAAGCUAUAGACUGAAGCAUGGCCAAGAUAAUCACGGUAUUCGGAGCGACAGGCGGACAAGGAGGUGGUGUCGUGGAUGCUUUACUUACCGACCCCGCAUUCAAGGUGCGAGCCGUCACCCGUAACGUCAACUCCGACAAAGCCCAGAAGCUGAAAGCUCGAGGUGCCGAAGUCGUCGCGGCCAAUGUUGAUGAGCCAGACAGUGUGAAAGCAGCUUUAAAGGGAGCUUACGGGUGUUUUGUAGUCACAAACUACUGGGAUCACUUUGACGCUGCAAGGGAGACGAAACAAGGUAAAGAUGCCGUUGAUGCAGCCAAAGAAGUCGGGAUCAAACAUUUCGUGUACAGUGGUUUAGAAAAUGUUCAGAGGACCCUGGGUAUACCGUGUGAACAUUUUGACUCUAAAGCAGCCGUGGAAGAGUACCUUCAACAGAGUGGUCUCCCUUUCACAAGUGUACGCUUCUCUUUGUACUUCGACAACUUCACAACGAUUCUGGUACCGACAAAAGUGGGAGAGAACAAAUUUGCAUUAAAUUUGCCCAUGGGAUCCGUACCCCUGGAUGGAGUGGCCGUGAGAGAUGGUGGAGAGGUAAUCCACCAAAUUUUUGUCAAAGAGAAGGAAUUCAUGGGCAAGUUUGUCGGAAUUGGCGGCGAUAGGCUGACCAUGGAGCAAUACGCCGCCAUUUUGUCCAAACACUUGGCACCCAAAAAAUUCGUCGAUGGAAAGAUCACUGUGGAACAGUAUAAAGCUCUGGGGUUUCCAGGAGCAACAGAGAUGGGCAACAUGUUUGACUUUUAUCAGCGGGGCAAUCCGGAGAGAAACGUUGAGCUGUGUCGACAACUUCAUCCCAAAAUCCGCAAUUUUGAACAAUGGGUAUUGGAUAACAAGGAUGCCCUGAACAAAGCUACCAGUUAGAUAUCUACGUCUGUUGCAGAUUUAACACUUUGUUAGAAUUAGAUCAAAACCUCUCAUUUUCACUCCACAGAUAGAAGGUCAAGUUUAGGAUUGGACUGUGUACUGUUUUCAGUUCUGGGUUUUAGAAAGAUUAGCAAUUAAUCAAACUAAUUAAAAAAAAUAAAUUA